Messenger RNA from Entelurus aequoreus (snake pipefish), 1535 nucleotides. Its product is annotated as 5'-3' exoribonuclease 1-like. Gene Ontology annotation, biological process: nuclear-transcribed mRNA catabolic process; rRNA catabolic process. NCBI's taxonomy places the organism in Eukaryota, Metazoa, Chordata, Actinopteri, Syngnathiformes, Syngnathidae. Gene Ontology annotation, molecular function: 5'-3' RNA exonuclease activity; RNA binding. The record is from RefSeq and is a predicted model, not a curated record. Gene Ontology annotation, cellular component: nucleus.
UAAAGAUGACGUGAAACACGACGGAAGCAUUUAGCGGAGGCACCAGGGACACUUGGCUGGACAGAGGCCGCUAGAAAGGCAAUCUUUGAUUGAAUAACUUUGUCUUUGUCUUUAUCUCUGCACUUGGAAGGACUUUCUCUCUCUCUCGCAGACUUCAUUGCAACAUGGGAGUGCCCAAGUUUUAUCGCUGGAUCUCGGAGCGCUAUCCUUGUCUGAGUGAAGUAGUCAAGGAACACCAGAUCCCCGAGUUUGACCACCUGUACCUGGACAUGAACGGGAUCAUCCAUCAAUGUUCUCACCCCAACGACGAGGACGUCCACUUCCGCAUCUCGGAGGAGAAGAUCUUUGCUGACAUCUUUCACUACCUGGAGGUUCUCUUCCGCAUCAUCAAACCUCGCCAGGUCUUCUUCAUGGCUGUGGACGGUGUGGCCCCUCGUGCUAAGAUGAACCAGCAGAGAGGGCGCAGGUUCAGGUCUGCCAAGGAAGCAGAAGAGAAGAUGAAAAAAGCCUUGGAUAAAGGAGAGGUGUUACCCACAGAAGCUCGCUUUGACUCCAACUGCAUCACUCCAGGCACUGAGUUCAUGGUGAGACUCCAGGAGCAGCUGAAGUAUUUUGUACACAACAAGCUGUCCACUGACAAGCUGUGGCAGAAUGUCAGAGUCUACCUGUCAGGCCAUGAGACUCCUGGUGAGGGCGAACACAAGAUCAUGGAGUUCAUACGCUCUGAAAGUGCCAGACCUGAUCAUGACGUCAACACUCGACACUGCUUGUACGGCCUGGAUGCUGACCUGAUCGUGCUGGGUCUGACCAGCCACCAGCCUCAUUUCUGUCUGCUCAGAGAGGAAGUACGCUUUGGAGGAAAGAAGUCCCAGAAAAGGAUAAGUGCUCCAGAAGAGACCACCUUCCAUCUGCUUCACUUGUCUCUGAUGAGAGAAUACAUCGACUACGAGUUCUCUGCACUGAAGAGUCCAAUGGGUUGGGACUAUGACCUGGAGAGGAUCAUAGACGACUGGAUCCUGAUGAGUUUCCUGGUGGGCAACGACUUCAUCCCUCACCUUCCUCACCUUCACAUCAACCAUGAUGCUCUACCACUGCUCUACCACACCUACAUCUCUGUGCUGCCUGGCCUGGAUGGUUAUUUGAACGAGAACGGCAACCUGAACCUGGGAAACUUUGAGAGAUACUUGGAAAAACUGUCUGAGUUUGACCGUGAACACUUCAGCCAUGUCUUCGUGGACCUGAAGUGGUUUGAGAGCAAGGUGGGCAACAAGUACCUGAACCAGGCUGCUGGGCUUGCGGCAGAGCAGGAAGCGGCCAAGGCGGAGGUAGCUAGUACUUUAGCAAACACCUUGUGCUCCCUGGUCCAUGACACGUCUGCAUCUCUUCAGGUGUCUGUGACAUCAUCACAUCAGGUGUUGGGAGGCGGGGUCAAGGAGGAGGAGGAGGAGGAAGAUGACCUCUUUGAAACAGAGUUCAGACAGUACAAGCGCACCUACUACAUGACCAAGAUGGAGGUGGACGUGGUGUCUGAGUGA